UUCUCUAGGGUUCUAAUUCUUCUUCCCGCGACCAGAGCUUUCUUCUUCUGCAAACCGACACUCAACUCUGUGCCCUAAUUCGACCGAUCGGUGGGCUUUCCGAGCUCACUCUCGGAGAUUUAUUAUCAUCAGCAGAGACUAUCAUCAUCAGCUAUGGCGGGAAGAGAGGUUCGUGAGUAUACCAACCUCAGCGACCCCAAAGAUAAGAAAUGGGGAAAGGGAAAGGACAAGAUUGACGAUGAAGACGUAACGUUCCAGCGCAUGGUUGCUAAGGGAUUUUGGCUUUUACCGGGGGGUUGAUGCAAGCAGAUGCAAGAAGCUGCUGGAGAACGUGGCGGGUAUCUGCAUGGACGAGGCGCCUUGGACAGUGAUGACCUGCUUUACCUCAAGGAGCAGAUGGAGGCCGAGGAGGAUGCAGAACGGCUCCUUCGUCGCACUGAGAAGCGUGCCUUUGCUGCAUUCAAGAGAGCUGCAAGUUUAGCAGAUACAUCACCUGCAUCAGUCCCCUUGCCACUCCGUGUCGAACCGAAGCCAAAGAGUGGGAUUAGGCAGCAAGAUCUACUGAAGAAAGUGGUGGAAGUCAAACCCAAACGGCAGAAGGUAUCAGCCACUCAACCGAAUGCGGAUCAGCCUCAGCCUGCUGCAACUUCCAGCGACCGCGUUUCAUCGGAAUCAAAAUCCGAGGAUAAUUCGGGGAAAGAACAGACUUCAUCUACGCCAAAACAGGCUGAGGGCGAGACUAAAGAGGACAACCCAGUUAAGAGCUUGCUGGGACUAGCAUAUGCAAGUUCUGAUGAUGAUGAAGAAGACUGAACUGAACCGAGUUGUUCAAAAUUUUUCAUUCCCUGUUCUUGAUGUGCAGAGUAUGGUAAAGUUUUGUAGUGUAAUCUUGUGACUCUGUUCUUGACAAACGUUGAAUGAGUUAUGAAAAUUUUGGUCUCUUCAUGGUCUCUCA
This is a messenger RNA of Punica granatum (pomegranate), 955 nucleotides long. The record is from RefSeq and is a predicted model, not a curated record. NCBI's taxonomy places the organism in Eukaryota, Viridiplantae, Streptophyta, Magnoliopsida, Myrtales, Lythraceae.